Messenger RNA from Spodoptera litura, 5137 nucleotides. RefSeq names its product hemipterous (gene hep). Gene Ontology annotation, biological process: protein phosphorylation. Gene Ontology annotation, molecular function: protein kinase activity; ATP binding. The record is from RefSeq and is a predicted model, not a curated record. NCBI's taxonomy places the organism in Eukaryota, Metazoa, Arthropoda, Insecta, Lepidoptera, Noctuidae.
GGGUAACUACUUUUAUAUUUGGCUAGAUAGCAUUUGAAUGUUUUGAUCAAAAUGAGUGAAUAUCUUUUGGUGAUUAGAAGAUUAAAAACGAACGAAUGGAAAUGGUUGACGAAGGAAAUUGAAGGAAAUCCUUGGACUGCUGCGCUUUUCAUUGUAAUUUUGUGUAAAUAAAAUUUAGGAUAUUUGUUUUGUAAUAAGUACUUAAAUGUUAUCAGUGGACUAUUUUUGUUGCUAUAAUGUCAAAUAGUUCGAUUGAGGGGAAGCUGAAAGGUUUACAAGAACGUUUCGAAAAUGAAAUGCGUAUUCGAAGAGAAGGUGGUUUCAACAACCAAGGUGGAAUUGGAACUCCUAGGCCGGGGGGCGGCAGGACCAGGCCGAAGCCCCCAUCUAUGUUUCCCACCAGAAACAUAACAGAUUUCCCGCCGAGGUCACCACAAGCUUCUGAGACUGAAUACAGAAUGAGAGAGGUUUAUAAGGUUAGUGGCAAGCUGAAUGUAGAUGGCGUGGAGUACAGAUCACACGUGGAUGACCUGCAGCAGCUGGGCGAGCUCGGCAGUGGCACCUGCGGCCAUGUUGUCAAGAUGCUUCACAAACCUUCCAGCACUGUCAUAGCUGUUAAGCAAAUGCGUCGCUCCGGUAACUCAGAAGAAACAAAACGUAUUCUAAUGGACCUGGACGUGGUGGUCCGUUCCCACGACUGUCCCUAUAUCGUGAGGUGUUUGGGCUGCUUCGUGACAGACGCUGAUGUCUGGAUCUGCAUGGAGCUGAUGGCUUCCUGCUUCGAUAAGCUGCUGAAGAGGCUCGGAGCACCCAUACCUGAGGCUAUUCUGGGGAAGGUCACUGUAGCGACGGUGAACGCGCUAUCGUACCUGAAGGACACGCACGGCGUGAUCCACCGCGACGUGAAGCCGAGCAACAUCUUACUGGACGAGCGCGGCAACGUCAAGCUCUGUGACUUCGGCAUCAGUGGCCGCCUCGUCGACUCCAAGGCCAAGACUAGGAGCGCGGGCUGUGCUGCCUACAUGGCUCCGGAGCGAAUAGACCCACCAGACCCGACGCGGCCGGACUACGACAUCCGCGCGGACGUGUGGUCGCUCGGCAUCUCACUCGUCGAGCUCGCCACCGGAGUCUUCCCAUACAGAGACUGCCAGAACGACUUUGAAGUGCUCACUAGGGUAAUAGCGGACGAUCCCCCACAGCUACCAGACACGGAUGACUUCACACCAGAGUUCAAAUUAUUUGUGUCCCAGUGCUUAACAAAGAACUACAGACAGCGUCCCAAAUACGCGAAGCUUCUAGAACACCCAUUCGUAGUGAAAUCCGCGCGGAGUUCCAUAUCAGUGGGGGCAUGGUACGCCUCCCUCUCCAUAUCAGGGCAGGGGGGCGGGGCUAAAGGUGCGGGGUCGCCACAGGCCCCGCCCACGCCGACCAAUGGGGUGGAGACGCCCGUCACUCCGCAACCAGUUAGGAACUUCGUGACUAGCUCGCAACAUUGGAUGGAGCAGGUUACUCCAACGCCUGCGAGAGCGUGGUGGGCGACAAGUGGCAACGCGAACGCGGGCGGCAGCAGUUCGCAGCCGACCAGCUUAGAGACUGACAUGUCUAACCACUCACCAUAUCCUAGGAGAAGAACAAUAGACGCGUGCGCAUCCCCCCCUCCCCCACCAGUGCGCAGGGUAUCAGCUGAUAACCGCUGGCGUGCGUCCCCCGCGAGUUCGGGUAACACUAGUCCUAUAGUACUGCAGAGGUUCUACCAUCAGAACCAGCAGAGGAGGUCCAGGGUCGACCUGCAUUCUACCCCUAGGCAUAGAAGUUUAAGUAGAGAACAUAGUACAGGUCGGUCGCCCGAGCCCCCGCCGCGGACCAGUCGGCAACACCAAAUGUUAGGGCAUGAAGCAAACGGUAGCACUACGGAACUGGAGCCCCCCGCGCUACACGAGCGAUUGCACCCACCGUCGCCCUUACUACUCAAUGAUAGGCUAUCAGAAGGCCGCAGUCAGAGCCUGACUCGCGCGGAGCUCCGCAACGGGUACCGCGGGGAGCCACAGCCCGCCGCCACGCAUAAACACCAUCACGACGACCAGGAUAUGAGUGAUGAUACACGGAAAAAUACACCGUAUUACAGACGAUGAUUAAGGUAACUUAUCGUGUGUCAAAUCGAAUCUUCUGAUGUGUUGUAGUAUAAUAUGCGAGCGAUUGAAAUUCAAUAUAUAAUUUAUCGAUAUACUUAGAAAGCAUAUGACAGAUUAUCUUAACAGAAACUUGUUUUUAGUAUCAUAUUAAAAAAUUAAAAUGCCGUUAAACUAUGAACUCACGAGAAUGCUACAAAACAAAAAUACUGUUUAAAGAGAUUUUGACUAGUACGGCACUUAGUUUAUAUAAGAGUCGCUCGCACAGUAUACACAUGCGUAAUAUUGACUGUGACAAUGUUGUGACGAAGGAGCGCAGCCAGCCUGCGACACACAGCGCCGCCCCCGCGUGUACAGGCGCGGGGACUUAUUGCAAUACUGACCAUAUUACUUUCUUUUAUGAAAUAUAAAUACUUUUCUGAUAAAGCGGUUAUCAUUUGCUUUAUUACAUUGCCUUUGGUUGAACUAUAAGCUUUUGAAAAAUUCAUUGGCGACCAAAAUAAUGCCAGAGUCGUGUCAUUUGACGUUGCAUUAUUUCUGUCUCUAAAGACAUAAAGAGAGACGGUUGUUAAGACAACUUUGUAUGUAGAGAAAAAGUAAGAAAUCCCUUAACGAUAUUGCUAUUGCAAGUUGAUAACUGCACUAAAUAGACUUGUUAACGUUCAAUACCGAAUUGCUUUUUGUUGCCACAUACAUGUCAUAAAUGAUACAAUUCAUGACAAAGAAAAGAUGUUGACACUAUUAUUAUUAUUAACCAUCAUAAAGAAAGUUGGUCGACGUCGUUACAUUGCAAUGACUCCACAAAUCAUCUCAUUCUCAUACAGACUGUUUCUACCCUUCCAUUGUGUAAAUAUCGCGGAGGAAAACCAUGAACUUAUGGGAAAUAUGCUUAUGGCGCGUCCUCUGUGCUUUGCGGUUAUAUGCUUUCGCACAACCGAACGAAACGGCCAAGGAGGCUUAGUUGCCGAAAGAAACCUUUUUGGAUAUCACUUAUCGAGGUUUUUUAAAUAGAAUCACUACAAAAUUUUAUUAAAUAUAUCUAUUUUGAAUUUCAAUAAACAUAACUAGCAUAAAUUAGGUGAAUUAUACGAAGACCUCUACUUACUUCCACUAAGAAUUAUAUAUCUAGUGUUUUGUUUGAUAAAUUUGUAUUAAAUAUUUGGUUUUCUAUUUAAAAAGCUCGAUAUAUCAAAAUUUCUGUGUCAAUUCUUAUGUGCUAAAUAAAUGUUUACAUGAGUACAGACUCGAUGUUUUAGAGUCAAGUUUAGACGCAUAUUACUAUCUAAUUUAUUACCUAACCCACUCAUUGUAUGUUUUGGCAAACUUGACAUACACUCAAUUAAUUAAUAAUAAGAAUUAAAUUCAUAGAAAUUGUGGACAAAUUGGUUAAAAGGGUCCAUUUUGCUAAACGAUCUUUCUUUAGAAUCUGUCUUGGUAUUUGAGUACAUGUCAAGUUUGCAGCUUUUCAAAAUUGUUUGUUUCCCAAAUGUAUCUUACCAAAAUGUUGUUGUAUGUCAUAUGUUAUAACACAUUUAUGGAACUUUUCUUGUGACUGUACAACUUAGUACAAAUCAAGUUAUAUUACAUUAUUGAAAUGUUAAAUGUAAGUUGUACAUUCAAAGUUUUACCAUGGUUUAAUACGAUUCAGUUAAGUGCUUAUACUGGUAUCUAUGAUGCGUUCACGACAACACAGCACGGUGCACUUGGCCACAUAUUAUAUUUUCAAUUCUCAACAACUACAAAUAAAAAAAAACAUUUAUAAAGUAAAGUAAUAAUAGAUAUAAAAAAUAGUAUCUUGUUUUUAUUAGUGGUUUUAAAUUGAAGCAAUGAUACAAGCAGUUUAAUUGCCAAAUAUAAUUAUUAUUACAUGGUAACACUUUUAGAAAAGUCCCCACGAAUGUGUCUGUGCUUUGCCGCUGUCCUUCGCGCCCCACACAUCGCCUGCCCAUUAGUAGCUCUGUCACAUGCCUCGCUACACUAAACACGACCCUAACACCUAGCUAAAAUGGGCUAUAUUUGUACACUGCCACCGGCGCCGGUACGUAUCGCUUUGGGAAGCGUUGCUGAAAUAUUUUAUGCAAUUUUUUUUGAAGAUUUUGGAAGUGGAUGGUUUACAGGAAUUCACUGGAUGCUUAGUAGAAACAUAAUACAAUGAAUAAUUGUACUUACAGAGCAAGUUCAUUAAAAAGUCUAGACCUCAUUAUACUUGCCAUGUAUACUAGCUAUUCAUCAUGCCUGAUAUAACUUCAGACAUUCUAAUAGUAAUUUGAUCUCAAGAAUACCGACUUCGUUUGUUUUAAAAUACUCUAAAACUUAAAGCAAAUUGUUCAAUUCUCAUCUAAAACUGCUCAGGGCUAACACGUAAACUAUCCACUUAUAAGUAAAUAAGGAAGCUUGUAUUGGCGAGGUGUGAGCGAGACUCUGUUCUGAUCACUCAUUCAUCAUGGUAGCUUCGCUGUCAGUAACAUUAGCAGGCAUAUCGUAACGACUCUUUGGUUCAACACCUCCGUUGAAGAUGUUGGCAACAUUUUAUUUGCCACAGAUAAAUUAUUGAAACCAGACCUUUGCAGGAUGGAAUCCAAUUACAUUGCUCAAGACAUUUUUUGUAUCAUCUAAAACAAUAAUAAUUUUAUAAUUAUUAACUUUCCUAAUCCCGGAAGAAAGUAUAUAUCUAUGACGUCUAGAUUUUAUGUAAUCUGUUAAUAAAACCUUUUUUGAGGUCUAUAAAAUCUUAGAGUAGUAUAUUUACAAACAAACUCUUCUAAAAUUAUUUCUAUAGGCAAAUACGGCGUAGUUCUUUUUGAUGCCUAUAACUGUGGUUUCACCUGCAAAGAAAUUAAACUUAGCUUAAAUAUUAGAAUUUUGCCAACAUCUAAAAUGGAGUAGAUUCACAAAGAAAGCACAUAACACUAUCAGUGCCAUAUGAAGCUUCGAGCGUACAAAGAGUCGGUACAUACAAUAUGGAGCGGGCAGAGCGUCGUAGUGGUGUCGUUGUCGGUCGCGGUAGC